CUGGUGCACCGAACGUGAUGUCGUCAUCAUUCAGAAACAGGAAGUAGCGUGAAAAGCGUUCGAGACGAGAUAGUUAACCGGAUUUUAAGUCGUUGUUUAUCCGGUUCCAUUCAAAACGGCGAGUUUUCUUGUACACACACCUGUACGUACAUUUUCUUGUAAAAGGAGCCGCAAUGAAAGAGAGAGUUUUCUUUCUGGUUUAUUAUUUACUGACCGUUUCGUUGGCCGAAAACGACGUUCUUACACCAGCGUCGAAACAUGGAAGCGGUACAAUUAACGUCACUACUCACAAACCCGCGAGCACGAAACACAAUGGGAACUUUACUUUAAACAGUCUGGAAUUGGACGGCUCUAUGAUCCAGAGGGCUUUGUAUGUGCUUAUCGGCAUCACUAUUAUAGGAGUACUUUAUUUCCUCGUCCGAGCAGUCCGUCUGAAGAAAUCUUCCACCCCGAGAAAAAAAUAUGGACUUCUGGCAAACUACGACGACACAGUGGAGAUGGCACAGCUGGAGAGUGACGAAGAUGACAACACUGUGUAUGAAGCCAAAUCACUGAGAAGAUGAUUCCCGAGGGCAAAGAGGACGAUGAAGCAAUAAAGUGGAUCGGACCAAAAAGACCAUCUCGGAGUUUAUACGUUGGAAAGAUGGACCUCGGGCUGUGGUGUGUUUUGAGUAAAUCCCGUUAUCUUUGUACUCUUUGAUACUAAAACUGCUAAAGAGACGUCUCUGCAGCUGUGAAACUGUGGGAUGAGUUCUGUAACAGAUAAAUUCCUGGAGGUGCCA
Molecule: messenger RNA, 782 nt
Organism: Ictalurus punctatus (channel catfish)
Lineage: Eukaryota; Metazoa; Chordata; Actinopteri; Siluriformes; Ictaluridae
Gene: fam174c
Product: family with sequence similarity 174 member C
Exons: 4
Coding region: 174-563 (129 amino acids)
Cellular component (GO): extracellular region
Source: RefSeq, a predicted model, not a curated record